AUGGAAAUACACUGUAAGCACGACCCGUUUGCAUCCAUGCAUAGACAUGGAGGAGUGAAUCAGCUUGGGGGGGUUUUUGUGAAUGGACGGCCACUCCCAGAUGUAGUCCGCCAAAGGAUAGUGGAACUUGCCCAUCAAGGUGUCAGGCCCUGCGACAUCUCCAGGCAGCUUCGGGUCAGCCAUGGUUGUGUCAGCAAAAUUCUUGGCAGGUAUUAUGAGACAGGAAGCAUCAAGCCGGGGGUGAUUGGAGGAUCCAAACCAAAGGUUGCCACUCCCAAAGUGGUGGAAAAAAUCGCUGAGUAUAAACGCCAAAAUCCGACCAUGUUUGCCUGGGAGAUCAGGGACCGGCUGUUGGCAGAGCGAGUGUGUGAUAACGACACGGUACCCAGCGUCAGCUCGAUCAACAGGAUCAUCCGGACAAAAGUACAGCAACCCCCCAACCAGCCAGGUGAUGGAUCCCUUGGAGCUGGAGUUACUGGCCCGCACCCCUCUCCUUCCACAGUGUCUACAGGCUCCGUGACGCAGGUGUCGUCGGUGAGCACCGACUCUGCAGGCUCCUCGUACUCCAUCAGUGGCAUUCUGGGCAUCACGUCUCCCAGCGCCGACACCAACAAGCGCAAGAGGGAUGAAGGUCUCCAGGAGUCUCCAGUGCCAAACGGCCACUCACUUCCAGGCAGAGACUUCCUCCGGAAGCAGAUGCGGGGAGAUCUGUUCACACAGCAGCAGCUGGAGGUGCUGGACCGCGUGUUUGAGAGGCAGCACUACUCAGACAUCUUCACCACCACAGAGCCCAUCAAGCCAGAACAGACCACAGAGUAUUCAGCCAUGGCCUCGCUGGCCGGAGGCCUGGAUGACAUGAAAGCCAACUUGACAAGCCCCACCCCUGCGGACAUCGGAAGCAGUGUGCCAGGCCCACAGUCCUACCCCAUUGUCACAGGCCGCGACUUGGCAAGCACGACCCUCCCCGGGUACCCUCCGCACGUCCCCCCCGCUGGACAGGGCAGCUACUCCGCACCAACGCUGACAGGGAUGGUGCCUGGGAGUGAAUUUUCUGGGAGUCCCUACAGCCACCCUCAGUACCCCUCCUACAAUGAUUCAUGGAGGUUCCCCAACCCAGGACUGCUUGGCUCCCCAUACUACUACAGCGCCGCAGCCCGAGGAGCAGCCCCACCUGCCGCAGCCACCGCCUAUGACCGCCACUGACCCUCAGAGCCAUGUGGGCACAAAUUCUUCAACGCGUAUCAUUGAGGUAGACAGCUUCCUAAUCCCCCAGACAGACAGAGGGGCCCAACAAUGCCGUCUCCCACCCCAUCCCACCCACAGCUGAAGCAUCCUCCCCUCCAUUUUUCCCUGCCUAGGAUCCAGGUAGGGCUGUUGGACUUCUGGAUUCUUAUCCAUUUCAAGAGUCAAUUGACAAGCUUCUCCCAGUGGUGACAGGGUCUCUGCUGUUCUGAAGACCAUUGCAGCCAAGCCCAGCCUACCAGUCCUCCUGACUGUCUGACCAUCUGUGGGUUUCAGCCACGGCAGACCUACAAAGGAGAGCUGGCUUUUGUUGCUUCCCAGCACCCAUGUAAAUACCUUCUUCUUCUCUGUGGCCCUGAAGGUCUGACAGAGCAGAUUACCCACAAUGCACCACAGGCUAUCUUCCACCUCUGCACAGAACACCCUUCCCUCUGCCCUGGUGCCCUGUCAGGUAUCUCAAAGCCGUCUUUGAUACUGAUAGUGGCCACCUUGAGGAUGUCCGGCCUCUAGUCCACUUCUCGAAUAUCUACAAGGCUCACUGGUGGU
Molecule: messenger RNA, 1788 nt
Organism: Peromyscus eremicus (cactus mouse)
Lineage: Eukaryota; Metazoa; Chordata; Mammalia; Rodentia; Cricetidae
Gene: Pax5
Product: paired box 5
Exons: 11
Coding region: 1-1203 (400 amino acids)
Biological process (GO): regulation of transcription by RNA polymerase II; anatomical structure development
Molecular function (GO): RNA polymerase II cis-regulatory region sequence-specific DNA binding; DNA-binding transcription factor activity, RNA polymerase II-specific
Source: RefSeq, a predicted model, not a curated record